Tachysurus fulvidraco (yellow catfish) is the source of this 2997-nucleotide messenger RNA. Its product is annotated as coronin-6-like. Lineage: Eukaryota; Metazoa; Chordata; Actinopteri; Siluriformes; Bagridae. Bases 626 to 2191 code for a protein of 521 amino acids. The record is from RefSeq and is a predicted model, not a curated record. Gene Ontology annotation, molecular function: short-chain carboxylesterase activity; actin filament binding; monoacylglycerol lipase activity. The transcript has 2 exons. Gene Ontology annotation, biological process: actin filament organization; cell migration.
ACCCGAGAAGUUCGGAUAAGCGGUAGAAAAUGAAUGAAUGUAUUUCAGUGUGUGAGAUUAGGUUAUUGUUAAUCUGGUCAAUCUCAUGCUAUAAUUAUGUAUCCCACACUUUAAGUGGUUUAUGAGGCAUUCUAUUCUGUAGCCUGAUUACCCCCCGGUAAUCUCACACACUCGAAUAAAACAAACAAAACCCAAUACAGUAUUAAAUUCAAAGAAUUUCAUUCACUCUUUCAAAUUUUUUCUGACAUCAGCUUACACAAGAUCACGAUACCUCCUGGUUACAUAAACAAACUGCCAAGGUUCAAAGGUCGUGCAGAUGCAGCGACCUUCGGGUCUUUGCCCCGCUCGAGCUCUCUAGUGCUUUAAACCCGUCACGUCUUUUAGCUCUGUUAUAAGAAAGAAAAAGGGAUCGACCUCGUUCAAGCGAGCGAGACGUGUUUCAUCCGAUUCCCACUUCAUUUCCCUCAGCUACAAGUAUCCUGUUUGAUCCAUAAACAAGAAGGAGACAAGUUCAUUAUGAGGUUGGUCCUUGUAAGCGUGUAGUUUCAACACCUCCCCAUAAACAGCUGAACAGGAUAAUACAGCUCUCAAUUUCUACCGUUUUCAAGGCUUUAAAAAAUAAGUCAUGUGGGAAUUUGUCUUCUGCUUGACACCUUCCAUGCUUCUGUUCUCAGUCGCUAUGCUAUUUCGAUCAAAGCGGAUUUGCCGUCUUGUGGAGAAAGGAACGAGGAAGCUAACUUGUGGAAUACGGAUUAUUAUUUGCUCGCUGUUAAAGCUUCUGCACCCUUGUGUUUUCUACACCUCCUGGGACCAGGAUGCAAAAAUCAAGCUGGUCUACAAACCGACAGCUCUGGCAAACUACGUCAUAGAGAACUGUAAAGCUUUCGCGUGCGCUCCGUCGGCUAGGUGGCCAAAAGCAGACCCUCAUUUACAAUUUUUUUUCAAUUUCAUAUGCCCCGUCGAGGACGAUGCACAGAGACACUGUGGAAUAACCUUCACCAGGGAUCAUUUACAAAUACAAGAUGGCGGAAUUGUAGCCCUGGAUUGGGCGGUCAGGCUGAAAGAGCAGAAUGCUCAGGCUAAGAUGGAACAUUAUCCAGGAGAAAGAGCUCCAGGCUGCCGUACCAGUACUCCACCCGUCGUCAUUCUCAUUCCUAACGCUUUGGGAAAGAUCACACAAAAUUUGUUGAGCUUAUGUCGCUUGGGUCUGCAGCAGGGUUUCUACCCCGUGAUCUUCCAUCGCCGGGGUCAUGGUGGAUGUCCGCUUGCUACUCCGCGCUACCAGGAGUUUGGGGAUCCUUCUGAUCUGGUGCAGGCGGUACUAUUCGUUCAGAGCCGACAUCCAUCUUCGCAUCUGUUUGCCAUCAGUGAAGGUUCCGGGUCUGGUCUGCUGCUGUCUUACCUUGGGGAGCGUGGCUCGUCCUCCUACCUAGUAGCAGCUGCUUGUAUAUCCCCAGUGUUCCACGGACAACGGUUCUUCGAGACGCCUUUCCCCAAACUAUACCACGAGGCAGUAUUGUACUACCGCAAGCUGCAACUCAGCAGGUAUGCAACUGCCCUAAGUUCAGUAAUGGACAUCAAGAAAAUCUUCAGCUGUCGUUCUCUUCAAGACAUGGAGAAGUUGAUGUUCUGCUCAGUCAAAUUGCUAGACACCAGUCAGAAGGACACACUGAACCAGGGCGUGGAGCUUAGAUCUGUACAGACUAACUGGGCAGGUUACUGGGAACGUAACGAACCCUUGCGAGAUGCUGAUGAAGUUGCUCUUCCUGUGCUUUGCUUGUGCAGCACUGAUGACCCUUUUCUACCUCCAGCCUACACCUUACCCAUGUCCAUCUUCCAAAACAGCCCAUAUUUCUUUCUGGCUCUGACAUCCCAAGGAAGCCAUUGUGGCUUCUUGCAGCAGAACGAUGCUUCCUGGAGCCACAAAGCAGUGCUGGAAUAUUUCCAGGUUGUCACCGAGUUCUUUACGGUCGAGGAAACAAAAUGCUACAUGGAAGGGUUUGUUGGGCGAGAUGUCGUCCAAGGGCUCAGGCACAAAUCGGGUGGCUUUGCUCACAGGAGGAGGAAACCAACCAUGCUGCGCAGAGACAGGCCUGUCUCGGGUUCACAAAGACAACUCUCCUCUCAUUCGAGACCGGUCACGUUUGAAGAGCAGGAGACGUUCACGUGGAACAGAUCGUACACUCGAUGACGUGUGAAUUGUAACAACGGUGCAAACGGACAAGGGAGAAAGACAAAACCUGGAAGAGUUUUUAAAGUGCUUAAGAUAUUAACCUUUUAUUUCAUUCUAACUAGUUCACUUGUCUGUCUAAAAAAGGGGGAAUGUAUUAUUGUGGAAAUUAAAAAUAAGUUCUGUUCAGAAAAUUAAUUUUCUUGUCCCUGAACGUACAAAUGUGGGAAAAAAUAGACUCCGGUUCGGAAAAAGACUACGAAGGAACUCGUGCCCAUGAGAGGAAGCGGUAAAACGUUUUAACUUCCUGAAUCAUGCCUCACACACACACACACACACACACACACACAACGAUCCAUCUAUCCGACCAAAUGGCUUUCGAAUCUUCUCCCACACUCGCAAAGAAAUCUAUCGAGACCGACGUAUAUUAAAAUUACUUUAUUACAGAUGAUUUCUUUUUUAAUCCAGUAGCCCUCUGCCAACAAAAGGAGUAAUUACAAACAAAAACGUUACAUUUGUCCCCGUAAAGUUUUCAGAAUUUUUGUUUACAUUUUAAUGGAUUUUUUCUUCUUCUUCUUGUGAAUAGCCAUACAAUUUGUUGUUAUAAUCUUAAUGACAUUCAGCUUUUCACAAUCUAUACAUUUUAAUACAGGUUAUAUAUGGAUUGUUAUGGUAAUGUUGAAGCAGAAAAAAAAAAGAAAAAUAAUUGAUCGUUUUGAAGGAAUACUGGUGAACACACUGUAACUGUACAUACAAACCCCGUCGCUUCGUUUCUGCAGAUUUCCCUUGUUCUCACACUUUUUUUUUUUUUAAAGGGAUCAUUAAAA